Rhizoctonia solani is the source of this 2910-nucleotide messenger RNA. RefSeq names its product CHAT domain protein. The record is from RefSeq and is a predicted model, not a curated record. The transcript is spliced from 3 exons. Gene Ontology annotation, molecular function: protein binding. Bases 1 to 2910 code for a protein of 969 amino acids. Lineage: Eukaryota; Fungi; Basidiomycota; Agaricomycetes; Cantharellales; Ceratobasidiaceae.
AUGAAAUAUAGGACUCGCGCGCUCAUACUCACUCCAAAAGGCCACCCCCGCCGGGCAAUCCGACACUCUGCGCUGGGCGUGUCGUACAAAGAUCAAUACGAUCGAUCGGGGGAGCUCGAUGAUCUUAUUAAAUCGAUCGAGUGCAAUUUUCAGGUAUCAUAUCCGGGCCCAUACGAAGAACUAAACGAUUGGCAAAAAUCGAUUGCAUUCGACUCUCGUGCACUCGCACUCACCCCUGUUGGCGACCCAAGGCUCCCAGACCGAUAUUCCGCUCUAGAAGUCUCCUACCAAAAUUGGUUUCUGUACCUGGGAGAACUUAGUGACCUAGAUCAAUCAAUUAAAUGCGGCACUCAUGCACUUUCACUUACUCCCGAAGGCGACCCAGAUCUGUGUGACCGGCAUAAUUCUUUAGGAGGGUCCUAUAGAAGUAGAUAUCGACGCUUAGGAAAGCUCGACGAUCUAGAUAAACUGAUCUAUCACAACUCCUGUGCACUUACACUCGCCCCUAAUGACGACCCAAAUCUGUCAAAUCGGCAUGUAAUUCUAGCGAGUUCGCAUACCGAUCGUUUCCAACGACUAGGAAAGAUAGAAGACCUCGAGAAAGCAAUGGAAUACAGCUAUCGUGCAAUGGCUCUUAUUCCAGACCAUGGCGUGAACAUAUCUGAUGAGUAUGCUGGCCUAGGCGCGUCAUACCGCGAACGAUAUCGGCGGCUUGGAGCACUCGACGAUCUCGAUGAUGCAAUUAAAUAUGAAUCUCAUGCGCUCAAAAUCACUUCUGAUGAUGAAUUCGACCUACCAGACAGGUAUGCGGCUCUAGGAAUGUCGUACAGGGAUCGACAUGAGCGCCUAGGAGAACUGAACGACCUCGAGAAAGCGAUUGAAUACGAAUCUCGUGCACUCGCUCUCGAUAAUGAAGACUUUCCGGACCGGCAUGCUGCUCUUGGAGCUUCAUAUGGCGAACGAUACCGACAGUUGGGAACACUCGAAGAUAUUGAGAGAGCUAUCAAGCACGAGUCUCGUGCACUCGCACUCACUCCUAAGGACCAUCCGGACUUACCAAAGCGAAACAGUGCUUUAGGUGUGUCGUACAGUAACCGCUACGAGCGACUUGGAAAAUUCGACGAUCUCAAGACGUCGCUCGAGUGCAACUCCCGCGCGCUUGCUCUCACCCCCGACGGGCAUCCCGAUUUGACUUCACGACACUUGCAUUGGGCCAUAUCUUGCCAUGGCCAGUAUCAGCAUACAGGUGAUUUAUCCUACUUGAAUGUAGCGCUCGCUUCUUUUCGGAAAGCCUCACAGCUAUCGACCGGGGCACCACGUGAGGUAUUCAAUAAUGCUCUUCGGUGGGCCAAGUUAGCAUCCGACCAUAGCCACCUCAACUGCAUCGAGGCUUUCCAGGCUGUCAUCGAGCUUCUCCCACAUUUUGUCUGGCUUGGGGCUACUGCCACUCAGCGAUACCAGGAUCUUUUGCUGGCCGAUAGAGUAGCAGUGAGGGCCGCGUCUGCUGCCGCCCAGUCUUCAGAGUACGACCUGGCACUUGAGUGGCUGGAGCACGCACGUUGUGUGGUAUGGAAUCAGACCCUAAUGCUCCGAUCUCCUCUAGACGACCUCGAAUCAUCCCACCCAGUCCUCGCCAAGCGGAUUCGAUCAGUCGCCCAGCAACUGCAUCGUGUUAACUUUGGGUCUAUACCGUCUCUAUCGGUUCCAAAUACACCCGAGUAUCGCCAUCGUCUUGCUGGGGAAUAUGGCGAUCUAUUAGCCGAGGUACAUUCUUUGCCUGGGUUCAAGGACUUUCUUCAGCCUAUAAAGGGCAACGACCUAAUGCGGGCUGCUCGGCACGGACCUAUUGCUGCUGUAAACUGCUACGCGGGUCACUGUGACGCGCUUUUGGUCCUACCCGACCACGAUCGAGUUCACCAUCUUGCACUCUCCAAUUUCUCUGAACAGAAAAUGAGACACGCUUGCUCGAAAAUGCAAAAGCUGCUACAACAUCAAGGGUUUAGAGACCGUGGACUGAGGCGUCCGUUGGAAGAAGCCGACUUUGACAUCGGUCCCGUACUUACAGGACUUUGGUACGACAUUGUCAAGCCAGUACUUGAUUAUCUAGGAUACAUAAAUAAUAAUUCAACUGAUAGCCUCCCGCAUGUAACGUGGUGUCCCACUGGUCCAGUAUCGUUCCUCCCGCUGCACGCAGCUGGUGACUACGAACAACCACGAUCGAGGGUGUUUGACUAUGUCAUAUCUUCCUACACACCAUCACUCAGUGCUCUACUCGUCUUACCACCAGCCUUAUCGACUCGGAACCACGCCUUUCGUGUACUUGUUGUUGGCCAAGCGAGCACCCCGGGCUGCAGUUCAUUACCUGGAACCAUUAGAGAACUUGCACAUGUCAAAUCCCAUGUGGAGUACAAAGCAAAGUACUCACAGCUCAUCGGCAGCCAAGCGACUACUGCUACUGUACUCGAUGCGAUGGACCAACACGACUGGGUCCACCUUGCUUGCCAUGCUCAUCAAAGCGUCAUUGACCCUACCAACAGCGGAUUCUUUCUACACGACGGCACUCUUGAUCUUGCAUCCAUCACCCAAAGGUCAUUCAAAAACAAAGGUCUAGCGUUUCUUUCAGCUUGCCAAACUGCCACAGGAGAUGAAGAGUUACCAGAUGAAGCAAUUCACCUUGCUUCUGGGAUGCUAAUGGCGGGCUAUGCGAGUGUGAUCGGAACAAUGUGGUCUGUGAUGGACGAGGACGCACCGUUUGUUGCUGAUAAGGUAUAUGCACAAUUAAUGAAGGGUGGAAAGAUCGGGAAUGGAGAAGCUGGUAAGGCGUUGCAUCACGCUGUUGCAGCAUUACGUGAGAGGGUUGGGGAGAACGAAUUUGGACGAUGGGUACCUUAUAUUCACAUGGGAUCCUAA